Molecule: messenger RNA, 1802 nt
Organism: Eupeodes corollae
Lineage: Eukaryota; Metazoa; Arthropoda; Insecta; Diptera; Syrphidae
Product: threonylcarbamoyladenosine tRNA methylthiotransferase
Exons: 1
Coding region: 121-1782 (553 amino acids)
Biological process (GO): tRNA methylthiolation
Cellular component (GO): endoplasmic reticulum
Molecular function (GO): 4 iron, 4 sulfur cluster binding; tRNA (N(6)-L-threonylcarbamoyladenosine(37)-C(2))-methylthiotransferase activity
Source: RefSeq, a predicted model, not a curated record
GUCCGUCAUCUGUCAUUUUUCUCGUGGAUGUGCAACUUUACGGAUUUUUGCAGCAAUAUUUUUAUUUUUCAUAAUAAAAAGUUAUUUUUUGAAACAUAAAUAAUAAAAACAUUUGUAAAAAUGUUUGAAAGUGGAGAAUUCAUCGAUGACAUCGAAGAUCUCAUCUCGGCCGAUGAUAUUAAACCAAAAGAACGCUAUACAAACAAAAAGAAUGUGACGAUGCGUGCGAAAAAGCGCAUCACCAUUGGCUCCACCGAUCCCGAACCUCCACCGAAGGAGAAAAUCAUUUAUGAAAGCGUCAUUCCUGGAACUCAGACUGUCUUUGUCAAGACCUGGGGAUGUGCCCAUAAUAAUUCAGAUUCUGAAUACAUGGCUGGACAGUUGGCUGCGUAUGGAUACAAUUUAACAAACAACAAGGAAGCCGCUGAUUUGUGGCUCUUGAAUAGUUGCACAGUAAAGAAUCCUUCUGAGGAUACAUUCCGCAAUGAAAUCGAAUCGGGAAUGAAGAAUGGAAAGCACGUUGUCGUUGCGGGCUGCGUGCCGCAGGGAGCUCCUAAGUCAGACUACCUCGAUGGAAUGUCUGUCAUUGGAGUCCAACAGAUCGAUCGGGUUGUGGAAGUCGUUGAGGAGACUUUGAAAGGACACAGUGUCCGCUUGUUGCAGAAUAAAAAAGUCAAUGGUAAACGCGUUGCUGGAGCCAAACUUGCUCUUCCCAAAGUUCGGAAAAAUCCUUUAAUCGAGAUAAUUGCAAUCAACUCGGGUUGCUUGAACCAGUGCACCUAUUGCAAGACAAAGCACGCUAGAGGUGACUUGGCCAGCUAUCCGGUGGAUGAGAUCGUUGAGCGUGCCAAGCAGGCAUUUGACGAAGGAUGCUGUGAAAUUUGGCUUACUUCCGAGGACACUGGCGCCUACGGCAGAGAUAUCAAUUCAUCGUUACCAGAAUUGCUAUGGAAGCUCGUCGAAGUAAUUCCGGAGUCUUGUAUGAUGCGAGUUGGGAUGACAAAUCCCCCAUACAUCCUCGAGCAUUUGGAAGAAGUCUCCAAGAUCUUAAACCAUCCACGGGUGUAUGCCUUCCUUCACGUGCCCGUACAGAGUGGCAGCGAUAGUGUCCUAGGUGACAUGAAGCGUGAAUAUUGUCGCAAAGAAUUCGAACAUGUGGUCAAUUUCCUACGAGAACGAGUUCCUGGCCUCACCAUCGCCACCGACAUAAUCUGUGGUUUUCCCGGUGAAACUGAGGAUGACUUCGAAGAGACCAUGACACUCUGUGCCAAGUACAAGUUCCCGAGUCUUUUCAUCAAUCAAUUCUUCCCACGGCCAGGUACACCAGCCGCUCGAAUGACUCGCAUACCAGCUAACCUGGUCAAAAAGAGAACCAAACGCUUGACAGAUCUCUUCAACAGCUACGAACCAUACGCCGGACGUGUGGGAGAAGUCUAUAAGGUUCUAGUGACCGAAAUAUCCCACGACAAAAAGCACUACGUAGGACAUAAUAAAUACUACGAACAGAUACUUCUUCCCAUGAAGGAAAACCUCCUCGGGACAUCAGUUCGAGUGAAAGUCCUGUCGACGAGCAAGUUCAGCAUGAAUGCUGAAAUCAUUGACGAUGAAGACGACUGGAAGAAGUGCAGUAAAAAGAAGGAAGCAACCCAAAUGAAUGGACACAGCAAUCUAAGCAAGAACGAUUUGGAAUUGGAUUCCAAAAUUAGUAAAAAGGCUCUAGGAUACUUUUUAGUUUGUAUUUUUGUAGCUUUUGUUGCUCAGUUGUUGUAUAAAAUUUUAUAAAUAAACAUAAAAACUUGAAA